ACUCGCGACGCCGGGCUUCGGCCAGUCGGCACUAUGUCCGCGCUCCCAGCUAGCCUGCGGAGCCUGCGGAGCAGCUGAGGUCCUUUCAGCUCAGCUGACCUGGGGGCGUGGCCGGGAGCUGGGGGCGUGGAGAGCUAGAGCCUGGGCUCCUCCCGAACAGAGGGUAACUUCCGCGGCCCACCGAAGCGCGGGGCUUCUUCACCCUUGGGUGGGUGAGGUACCGGCCACCGGCAUGCUCUUCCGCCUGCUCCUGCUGCUUGCGUUGUGCGGUGCGGGCUCCGCUGCCAUGGUGGUCAGCGUCAGUUUGCGGGGAAGCUGGAGGAUCCGCAGCGGGAACGGCUCGCUGGAGUUGCCCGCGGAGGUUCCCGGUUGCGUGCACAGCGCCUUAUUCCACCAGAGGCUCAUCCAGGAUCCUUACUACAGAUUUAAUAACCUUAACUACAGAUGGAUCGCCUUGGAUAACUGGACCUAUAUCAAGAAAUUUAAAAUCCCUUUUGACAUGAGCAAAUGGCGUAAAGUCAAUCUGGUUUUUGAAGGCAUCGAUACAGUUACAGCAGUACUGCUCAAUAACGUUCCUGUUGGCGAAACAGACAACAUGUUCAGAAGCUAUAGCUUUGAUAUUACACAUGUGGUCCAAGCGGUAAACAUCCUUGAGGUGCAUUUCCAGUCACCUGUGAUAUAUGCGGACCAGAGGAGUAAAGUUCACACUCACUACAGCGUGCCCCCCAACUGCCCUCCGCGUGUGCAGGAUGGCGAAUGCCAUGUCAACUUUAUUCGCAAGGCACAGUGUUCCUUUAGUUGGGACUGGGGGCCUUCCUUUCCUACCCAGGGCAUCUGGAAAGAUGUUAGAAUUGAAGCCUAUAAUAUUUGUCAUCUGAACUACUUCACAUUUACCCCCAUAUAUGAUAACAAUAUCCAGGAGUGGAAUCUUGAAAUAGAGUCUUCUUUUGACGUUAGCAGUUCAAAGCCAGUUUUGGGUCAAGCGAUCAUAGCCAUCCCUGAAUUAAAAAUACAACAGACAAACAGCGUAGAACUUCAUCACGGGGAAAGGAUUGUUAAACUCUUUGUGAAAAUUGACAAGAGUGUUACUAUAGAAACUUGGUGGCCUCAUGGACAUGGAAACCAGACUGGGUACAACAUGACAGUUCUUUUUAAGCUGGAUGGAGGCUUAAGUUUUGAAAAAUCAGCUAAGGUUUAUUUUAGGACAGUGGAACUUAUAGAAGAGCCCAUAAAAGGGUCUCGCGGUCUGAGUUUCUACUUCAAAAUUAAUGGACUUCCCAUAUUUCUGAAAGGCUCGAAUUGGAUCCCCGCAGAUUCAUUCCAGGAUCGAGUAACCUCUGCCUUGUUACGGCUCCUUUUGCAGUCUGUUGUGGAUGCUAACAUGAAUGCUCUCCGGGUUUGGGGAGGAGGAAUUUAUGAGCAGGAUGAAUUCUAUGAACUCUGUGAUGAACUAGGAAUAAUGGUAUGGCAGGAUUUUAUGUUUGCCUGUGCGCUUUACCCAACUGAUCAGGAUUUCAUGGAUUCAGUGAGAGCAGAAGUUGCUUACCAGGUCAGGAGACUGAAAUCUCAUCCCUCCAUCAUCACAUGGAGUGGAAAUAAUGAAAAUGAAGCAGCGCUGGUGUUGAAUUGGUAUGAUAUACAGUCCAGCCACCUGUCUACCUACAUCGAUGAUUAUGUGACACUGUAUGUGAAAAACAUCCGAAGGAUCGUCUUCGAAGGAGACCAGACUCGUCCUUUUAUCACAUCCAGUCCUACAAAUGGGGCUAAAUCCACUGCAGAAGGCUGGCUCUCUGAAAACCCAUAUGACCCGAAUUAUGGUGACAUACAUUUUUAUGACUAUGUUGGUGAUUGCUGGAAUUGGAAAAUUUUCCCCAAAGCUCGAUUUGUAUCUGAAUAUGGAUAUCAGUCCUGGCCUUCCUUCAGUACAUUAGAAAAGGUUUCAUCUAAAGAGGACUGGUCUUACGAAAGCAAGUUUGCACAUCAUAGACAACAUUUCACAGAUGGUAACUAUAAAAUGCUUCACCAGGCUGAGCUUCACUUCAAACUCCCCCAAAGUGCAGAUCAAUUACGCAAGUUCAAAGACACUAUUUAUCUUACUCAGGUGAUGCAGGCCCAGUGUGUCAAAACAGAAACUGAAUUCUACCGCCGCAGUCGCAGCGAGAUAGUGUAUGGAGAAGGACACACCAUGGGGGCACUUUAUUGGCAGUUGAAUGACAUCUGGCAGGCUCCUUCCUGGUCUUCUCUAGAGUAUGGAGGAAGGUGGAAAAUGCUUCAUUAUUUUGCUCGGCAUUUUUUCGCUCCGCUGUUGCCGGUGGGCUUUGAGAAUGAAGAUGUGUUUUUCAUCUACGGUGUGUCAGACCUUCACUCAGACCACAAGGUGAUGCUCACUGUGAGAGCCCACACAUGGAGUUCCCUGGAGCCCGUGUGCUCUGAGACCACUAAGCCUUUUGUGAUGAAAGCAGGGGAGUCUGCUCUUCUCUAUGAUAAGCCAGUAGCUGAAUUAUUAAGAGGAUGUACAAAUUGUACACGACAAAGCUGUGUGGUUUCCUUUUACCUGUCAACUGACAGGGAGCUCUUGAGCCCAACCAACUAUCACUUCCUGUCCUCACCAAAGGAGGCCAAGGGGCUCCAGAAGGCAAAUAUCACUGCCACCAUCUCUCAGCAAGGGGACACAUUUGUUUUUCAUCUGAAAACCUCAGCUGUUGCUCCCUUUGUUUGGUUGGAUGUAGGAAGCAUCCCGGGGAGAUUCAGUGACAAUGGUUUUCUCAUGACUGAGAAGACACGGACUGUAUUCUUUUACCCUUGGAAACCCACCAGUGAGAGUGAAUUGGAGCGAUCUUUUCAUGUGACUUCACUGGCCGAUAUUUACUGAGGGAAUCCAGGUUGUAUUUGCAGGAGCUGAAGGCAACCAGAAACAAAUUGAGGAAGCCAGGAAAUGCGUCUGCUUGCUGUCAGGUGUCUGCGUAACCACUUGGUGAAGAGUUUGUACAGUGCAUUCUCCCAGGGAAGGCUGUGUACUCAGGUGAUUUCCUCCUCCAGCAAAGCUGUGCCCAGGUGCCAUCCAGUCUGCACCAGGACUGUGGUUUUAGCCCAUUCCUCCACAGCUUUUGCACCACAUGAACCAGUUAUAAUCCAGCUGCCUCUCCAAGCCCCAAAAGGAAGUCUGUCCACAUGCAGCCCUUUAAGGAAAUCACAGACAGAGGUUACUGAAUCCUGCCAUGAAAAGAAAGUAUGCAACAAUGAUGCAGCCGAACUCCUUAGGUCAGGUCUCAGCCUUUGCACGGGAUUUACUGAGCACCAGGUUGUGCCACGUUGUGCUGUGUAUGCAGUGAUUUAUUUCAUUUCCCUUCAUUGUUGCUACCUGGCAAAAGGGCAUCUGAAUGAUUUUUCAUCCUAAUUUAACUGCUAUGGAGCUAUGAAAGCUUGGCACAAAGCCUCCGGAAUAGCUGAUUGAUGGGGGAGAAGUCAGAUGAUCUCUUAAAAGUCACAGUAACGGAGAGCGAGAGGGACUGAAACCGUGAACUACCGAAACCAACUAAAACGAACGGUCCCCGGCGCAUUUGCUGUGUGCAUAUGUUGGUCACCAUUCAAGACGUGCUGGUGGUGAGGUGGGAAGGCAGCCAGGGCCAAACGGUGACUCUGACCUUCCCUGAUCAACACUGGGAAGGAGAAGACGGCCGAGGGCUGCUUUGGCGUCAGGCUGACUCGCCCAGUCAUCCAGGAGCACAUAAAUACUUCCCGAGCGUGUAUGUCCCCGUCUGUGGGAGAGGAACGGGAAGGAAAGCUGUAAAACAGGUUUGGAAAGGAAAAAUCUCUCUCUGGCCAGAGAAUAGACCUAGCAACCUGGUUAUCUGGUGUCUGGCGUCAACCCGUCAACCUCCCCGAGCUGAUGCCAUUGUAUGCGAGGUUUCACCUCACCUUCUUCAGCACCAACUCUGCUUCCUGAGUCCCAAGAAGGAAGCCUGGGAGAUGGCAUUGCUAGAAUUCAGUUUCAUCUGCUAGUCUUCUUUCAGUUCUCUGCAGACUGCAAGAAAGGUGAACUUGCUUGUCCCUGUCCUUUGGGUGGGAUCCCAAGCGCCACGGCCACUUGAAGACCUUCAACUUUGGCAUCAACAUGCCCAAGGGCUCUUGCACGGCAUUUAAGGGACUACAGACCAUGGAGGCUGGAGAGCGGGAGUCCUCCUGAGUCAGAGCAGGGAUAACAAGACUUUGCUGCGGGAAAUGAUUUUGCCCUUGGUGAUGGCCAUUUACCAUGAUUGCAGGUGACUUUCAGAGUGAGUGGAUGUUUGCACACAAGUUGGAACUCGAAGGAACUUCAGGUUCACUCUCCAUCCUUUAGAGUUUUUGAACAAGUAAUAUGGGAUAAUGAGUGACCACUCACUGUAGUGCCUGGCAGGUGACAGAUGCUCAAGAAAUCUAGACUGAAUACAUAUCUUCGUUCCUUGAGGGUUGUUGUGAUAUCUUAAUGAAAUAAUCAUUUUGGAGAGAGAUAUCAACAUGGAAAAGCUAAUUGUUGGAGGACUUCAGGUAUGGCUAAAGAAUAACCUGUGGAAUCAGACACACCUGGAUUUGAAUCUGGGGCUCCGGACGCGCAGGCUCAGCGGCCAUGGCUCACGGGCCCAGCCGCUCCGCGGCACGUGGGAUCCUCCCGGACCGGGGCACGAACCCGUGUCCCCUGCAUCGGCAGGCGAACCCUCAACCGCUGCGCCACCAGGGAAGCCCCAACCAGUGCCAUUUUUACAACAGUAUUUGCUCACCUCGUGUCUCGGUGUCACAAUUUGGUGUCACAAACCAUGCCCAUACAAGACGGUGAACCUAACUGAUAAAUGAUGUGUGUGGUCUGACCGCUUCACCGAAUGGCCGUUCCCUGUCUCUCUCCUUCUCCUCGGGCCUCUCUAAUCCCUGAGACACAACAAUAUUGAAAUCAGGCCAGUUAAUAACCCUACAAGGUCUUCUAAGUGUUCAAGUGAAAGGAAAAAUUGCACGUUUCUCCCUUUAAAUCAAAAGCUAGAAAUGAUCAAACUCAGGAAGGUAUGUCGAAAGCCAAGAAAGGCUGAAAACUAGGCCUCUCGCACCAGUUAGCCAAGCCAAUUCCCUUCCAUUCUUGAAAGGAAUGAAAAGUGCUCCUCCAGUGAACACACCAAAGAUAAGAAAGCAAAAGAGCCUUAUUGCUGAUAGAAGAUCAAACCAGCUACAACAUUCCCUUAAGCCAAAGCCUAUUCCAGAGCAAGGCCCUAAGUCUUUUCAAUUCUGUAAAGAUUGAGAAAGGUGAGGAAGCUGCAGAAGAAAUGUCUGAAGCUGGCAGAGGUUGGGUCAAGAGGUUGAAGGAAGGAAGGCAUCUCCAUAACAUCAGAGUGCAAGGUGGAACAGCAAGUGCUGAUGUAGAAGCCACAGCAAGUUAUCCAGAAGAUCGAAGAUAACUAAACGAGGUGGCUACACUAAACAGCAAAUUUUCAAUGUAGAUGAAACACCCUUCUAUUGGAAGAUGCCGUCUAGGACUUUCAUAGCUAGA
Physeter macrocephalus (sperm whale) is the source of this 5512-nucleotide messenger RNA. It is a transcript of the gene MANBA, whose product is annotated as mannosidase beta. Gene Ontology annotation, molecular function: beta-mannosidase activity. The record is from RefSeq and is a predicted model, not a curated record. Gene Ontology annotation, biological process: glycoprotein catabolic process; carbohydrate metabolic process. The transcript is spliced from 26 exons. NCBI's taxonomy places the organism in Eukaryota, Metazoa, Chordata, Mammalia, Artiodactyla, Physeteridae. The coding region runs from base 233 to 2872 and encodes 879 amino acids.